AUUUAUCAGCUAAAACAACGGAGGGUUUUGCAGAAUUUGGGUCAAAGCCGUCUCCAUCCUCCCACAGAUUCAUGUCGUUUAGUUCAUUUCCGGCCAAAAACUGUGCCAUAAGAGAGCCGAAUGCUUAGGGUCUCUUCAUCCUCUCCAUACUUUGAUUCCACCUCCCUCCCUUGUUAUAAAGCAUUGAUCGAUCUCCAUGGAAAUCCAGAAGACCGCUAGCAGCUAAAGUUCCGAUUUUUGUGGGAUUAGAGAGUGAGGUAGGGCGUGAGAGAGAUGAGGAAAGUGGUGAUCGGAUCGGUGGUGAUCGGCGCGGCGACGGCGUGCGCGGUUGCGGCGCUGAUCGUGAAACACAGGAUGAAAAAAUCGGGGUGGUGGGCAAAAGUGGAGGCGAUUGUGAUGGACUUCGAGGAGAAGUGUGCGACGCCGAUCGGGAAGCUGCGGCAGGUUGCAGAUGCGAUGAUGGUGGAGAUGCACGCCGGACUUGCAUCAGAGGGUGGGAGCAAGCUGAAGAUGCUCAUCUCCUACGUCGAUAAUCUUCCGAAGGGUGAUGAGAAAGGAUUAUUUUAUGCAUUGGACCUUGGAGGAACUAACUUCCGUGUAAUACGUGUCCAAUUGGGAGGAAAAGAACAAGGUGUUAUUAAUCAGGAGGCCGAAGAGGUCUCUAUUCCACCACAUCUGAUGGUUGGGAGCUCCUUUGAAUUAUUUGAUUUCAUUGCGGCAGAGGUAGCAAGAUUUGUUAAUUCUGAAAGUGAAGAAUAUCAGCUUCCUGCUGGCAGGCAGAGAGAACUUGGGUUCACUUUCUCUUCACUUUCUUCUGGCACUCUUAUCAAGUGGACGAAGGGCUUCUCCAUUGAGGAAACGGUUGGCGAAGAUGUAGUCUCUGAGCUGACAAAAGCCAUUGAAAGACAAGGUCUUGAUUUGCGUGUUGCCGCACUAGUCAACGAUACUGUUGGGACACUAGCUGGAGGACGCUAUUAUGAUAAAGAUGUUGUUGCUGCUGUUAUUCUAGGUACAGGUACGAACGCAGCAUAUGUGGAGCGCGCACACGCUAUUCCGAAGUGGCACGGCCUGUUACCAAAAUCAGGAGAGAUGGUGAUCAACAUGGAAUGGGGAAAUUUCAGGUCAUCUCAUCUUCCUUUGACAGAAUAUGAUCUCUCAUUAGAUACUGAAAGUUUGAAUCCUGGAGAACAGAUAUUUGAGAAGUUAAUUUCAGGAAUGUAUUUGGGAGAGAUUCUUAGAAGAGUGCUGUUGAGGUUGGCAGAGGAGGCUUCUUUCUUUGGGGAUGUUGUGCCUCCAAAACUUAUGGUUCCAUUUAUACUGAGGACACCGCACAUGUCUUCAAUGCAUCUUGAUACAUCCUCAGAUCUCAAAGUAGUCAGUAGUAAAUUGAAAGACAUAUUGGGGAUAACAAACACCUCACUAAAAAUGAGGAAAAUGGUGGUGAGGCUCUGCGACAUCAUCGCCAAGCGCGGCGCCCGGCUAUCCGCCGCCGGCAUCUUCGGCAUUCUGAAGAAGCAGGGAAGGGAUGUUCCCUCUGAGAAGCAGAGAACGGUGAUUGCUUUGGAUGGCGGGCUGUUCGAGCACUACACAGCAUUCAGGAAUAGCUUGGAGAGCACUCUCACGGAAAUGCUCGGCAAAGAAGCUGAUUCUUCCGUCAUCAUAACGCAUGCCAAUGAUGGCUCCGGCAUCGGUGCGGCUCUCAUCGCCGCCGCGCACUCACAGUAUCUGGAGCUGGAUUCUUCCUAAAGCUUUCAUCUUGGUUCCAGGCUCCCCUCCAUUUUUUAGGAGAACUCUGGUGAGGAGAAAAAAAAAACGUUCUUUUAAAAAAAAAAAAAAAUAGAG
This is a messenger RNA of Phalaenopsis equestris, 1842 nucleotides long. Its product is annotated as hexokinase-1-like. The record is from RefSeq and is a predicted model, not a curated record. Gene Ontology annotation, molecular function: glucokinase activity; fructokinase activity; mannokinase activity. Gene Ontology annotation, cellular component: cytosol; mitochondrion. Gene Ontology annotation, biological process: intracellular glucose homeostasis; glucose 6-phosphate metabolic process; glycolytic process. NCBI's taxonomy places the organism in Eukaryota, Viridiplantae, Streptophyta, Magnoliopsida, Asparagales, Orchidaceae.